This is a messenger RNA of Manduca sexta (tobacco hornworm), 3351 nucleotides long. Its product is annotated as inner nuclear membrane protein Man1-like. Gene Ontology annotation, molecular function: chromatin DNA binding. The record is from RefSeq and is a predicted model, not a curated record. The coding region runs from base 140 to 2461 and encodes 773 amino acids. Gene Ontology annotation, biological process: negative regulation of BMP signaling pathway; nuclear envelope organization. Lineage: Eukaryota; Metazoa; Arthropoda; Insecta; Lepidoptera; Sphingidae. Gene Ontology annotation, cellular component: nuclear inner membrane. The transcript has 2 exons.
UGUGGUUAAAAUAUAAAUUGAAUUGUUGCAACACUGUAAUAACGACAUUCUUUCGCGGCGUGCGACAUGACGCGCCGGUGAAUUUUAAUAUAAAUUUGACGUAAUUCUUCCGUGCAUAUCUAGAAAAUAAGACUUAACAAUGGCUGAUCAAGUGGAUUCAAUGUCAGACGCCGAAUUGCGGACAAAACUGGCUGAGCAUGGAUUCCCUGUUAUGCCAAUAACCGCCUCCACAAGAAAACUGCUGGUGAAAAAGUUAAAAUUAGUGUUGGAUAACAAAUGUAAGCCGCGGACUAGCGUUGACAACAAGGUUGAAAAGAGAAGGACACUCGCGCGCUAUUCCAGCGGCGAGGACUCUGAUUUAGAUGAUAAAAACAAUAAAGAUAAACGCGGCCGGAGAGCUACAACUGGCGGGUCCAUGUUGCCGCCCGCGGUCAAUAAGACUCGUCGCGCGCCUACGAAGAGAGAUUCUCCGGCGAAACGCGACUCCGAUAAAGGCUCAGAAUCCGACGAGGAGCGGUCUCCCGUGCAAACUCACGAAGAGGUGGAGACCGUGACGACACGACGCGUGACGCACACGUACAGCGAGCCCGACGACUAUGAGACGGGCUCCGACAGUGACGUGGACGGCGACAAGAAGACCGCCUCGCCGUUCCGCAGCAACUCGCGCGCCAGUGACACCAUCUCCAGCACUCUGCCCACGGCAGACGCGGCGACCAGCCCGCCCAAGUCGUCGAUAUUCUCUCGACCCUCUAUAUCACCUAGUAACUACUCAUCAACAUUUAAAUCCACACUGGGCUCGCAGGAUCAGUUAAACUCUAUUCGGUCACGGUUAGGCUUGACGUCGUCGCUGGCAGACAGACCCUCAUUCAGCAACUACACAUCAAGUUACAUUAGUAACAGCUAUCAACCGUCAACAUCCACAGUGGAUGAAGUAGAAUCUCCAUAUUUAAGUAACUUCACAAGACGUUUGUCAGCUUUGAAGUCUGAUCCACCAAAAACAACUUCAUUUCUGGAUAGAGACUCAACCAACGGAAGCACAGUAAUCCCACGCAGGUCUUACAUCACUGGUGUAUCUAGAUCUGACAUAGGUGAUUAUAAAGUAACCAAUGAGAAGAAAUUGUUAAAAAAUAACCUGGUGUCACUAGCACUGGUUGUGUUGGUUGCACUUUUUUUUUUUUGCUUAUUCUUUAUGUAUAUGGUAAAAAAGAAUGACAUAACAUCUGUUGUAGAUGAUCCAAACAGUGUAAUACCCAUAUGCCAGUUAAAUAUACCAGGCAACAGGCCAGGUAUUAAUUGUGUGCCUAAAGAACAAGUCAGUUAUGCUAAAGAUCUGCUUAAAGUUAUACACCCAGAGUUGACUACAAGAACAGCUUCGUACAAGUGUGGCCAGCCAGGGGUCUACCCUUACCUGACUGAGAAUGACAUACUGAAUAUUGCAAGCUCUAAAGCUGAGACCUCUGACAUUAGUCAAUGUAGGACAGACCUCAAUAACCUACAAGUUCUGCUCAUCAAUAAUCCGCAGUGGGGACUCAGAGUGGUGGCACUGAAAAAUGUUUAUACAAAAGAUGCAGAAUUUUCCCCAAUACAAUCAACUGAUGUAGUUGUCCAACACAGGGCCAGCCGUAAUGUAGCAAUCACUUUAAUUGACCCUUCAACACCACUGUCAUGCCUAUUGCUCAACACGCUAUACUCUGCUGGCUCUACUAUUUUUGUGGUGUCUGUACUUACACUCUUACUGUUUGGGAUACAACGUUUUUAUAAAUAUUACAUGAGCUAUAAGAAAAGAAAAAGUGAGGAGGUAUACUCCAUGGUGGAACAGAUAAUAGACAUAAUUACUCAAGAAACCGAAGGGGAAGGAGCCGAACCCUACAUAUCCGUGGACCAUGUCAGAGACACACUCAUAUCACCACAGAACAGGGAAAAAAUGUCAGCAGUAUGGGAUGCAGCGGUAAAGUUUAUCCAGAAGAAUGAGAGCCGAGUAAGGAUGGAAGUACAAUCUGUAGAUGGCGAGGACUGCCGCGUGUGGCGCUGGGUUUCGUCCAGCAGUCCGAAGAGGAGCGCCGCGUGGCAGGGGCAAGCGUUCGAGACGCAGGAAGGCUCCGUCAACAAUCCUACGGUGUCGCCCACGCCGUGCCUCAAGAUCAGGCACAUGUUCGACAAGAACGACAACAACCCGAACCUGCGCACGGUGCUGCAGGAUGUGAUCCUGGAGAAGUGCGGCGACAACUGCAACAUCCUGCACGUGGACAUCGAGCGCAGCUCGUGCUGCGUGUACGUGAAGUGCGCGUCGCCGGCGGGCGCGGGCGCGGUGUACCGCAGCCUGCACGGCUGGUGGUACGACGGGCGCCUCAUCACGGUGCGCUACCUGCGGCUGGAGCGCUACAUGCAGCGGUUCCCGGAGUCGCCCGCGGCGCCGCCCUACCUGCGGCUCUCCCGCCCGCGCCGCGCCGAACACACCUAGACUGCAGGACAGACAGUGACAGUGCGCUAUACUAAGUGUUCAACUCCUUGUUUGGUUCGAUAGUUUGACUACGCCCUCAAAAACGUCUCGAUGCUUUUUUUGGAUUCAUUUGUCGUUAACUUAUACAUAAUAAUCGAAUAAGUUGCAUAAUAUGUCAUUGCUUAAUGCUAAUUCCGAAUUUGUUGACAUAUCUAUUAUAAACAAUUAAUUUCGAUAAAAUUUAUAAUUUUCUUAUUCUUGCCUGUAUUUGUUUAGUUUAUUUUUAUUUGACAUUGUAAGCAUUGACUUGACGUCCGAAAGAUUUGUAAUUUUAAGUACUUUUACUGCUGUCAAUUAAACAGUUAUCUCGAAAGCAUUUGUUAAUACAUAAUAUUUUAUUCACAUGAAGUCUGGUGCAAGAUAUUUUUCUUUGGAAAGUCAUUAUAAAUAGUUUAAUAUAGCACACCAGGCUGUCAACUGCACAUGCAUUGAGUGCUCUGGAUAACAAUCCAGCGCACCAGUGUCAGUUGUCAUUACUUUUAAACUAAGUUAUAUAUUCAACAUAUACUUUGGUGUAUCUCAUCACCAGUACAAUCACAGUUGGACUUUGUAAAUACAUCACAAGAUUCAAAAUGUUAUGACUUGUUAGUAGCUGGGUUGCUUCAAUUUGUUAAGAAAUAUUUUGAAAGGAUUUGAAAGUUGUAGUUUUAACUAGUGUAAGUUUAGUGUAUCUAAUAUAAUUACAAAAAUAUUUUUUUCUACUCGGCAAUAGCACAACAUGUAACGUCUAUGUAUGUGUGAAUUAAUUGAUAAUAUGUUGUCAUUUAAGUAUUUCUACUAACUUCACUGUUUAAUGUUAGUUAUUUCUAUGGAUUGAUUUUUCAUUUUCUAAUAAAUUUGAUAUAAGUUAA